Molecule: messenger RNA, 1461 nt
Organism: Pseudozyma hubeiensis SY62
Lineage: Eukaryota; Fungi; Basidiomycota; Ustilaginomycetes; Ustilaginales; Ustilaginaceae
Exons: 1
Coding region: 1-1461 (486 amino acids)
Biological process (GO): pyrimidine nucleotide-sugar transmembrane transport
Cellular component (GO): Golgi membrane; intracellular membrane-bounded organelle
Molecular function (GO): pyrimidine nucleotide-sugar transmembrane transporter activity
Source: RefSeq, a predicted model, not a curated record
AUGUUGACAUCACGCUCCCUCAUACCCAUGCUCGUCGCCGGCAUGCUGGUCACCGGUAUCGGCAAUUCGCUGCUCAACAAGUACCAGGAUAUGCAGUGUGUCGCCAAUUGCGACUCACCCGAUCCCAAGCAGCAUCAAGAAUUCUCCCAGCCUGUGUGGCAGACGCUGCAGAUGUUCCUCGGUGAAUGUCUCUGCUUGCUGCCUGUGCUCUUCCGCACGCUCUACAACCGUUUCUCGGGCAACGACGCGCGCGAUGCAGCAUUGAAAAAGCCGCUCCUCCAAGCACCUCCGGACUCUGGCAUCAUCUUUGACGGCGAUUCCUCGCCUCGCAACCGUGGUGGGGAUGCCGUCUCUUCCUACGAGGCUACGCGCGGCCGUGUGCAUACGGGUGCGACACACGCCCCCACCAACCCGUCCACUCCCGCACCGCCGCCCGAGAUCGCAGGUCGUGCCGUUCAACCAGGCGAACUCAACGAAUCCGGCUUCACCGAUUUCAACGAUAGCAGCUACAUCAACGCCGUCGAUUCCGACGAGGUUGGAGCCUUCAAGGGCGAGGCCCUGUCCGGCAAGGCUAUCGGGCUGUUCUUUAUGCCAGCGCUCUGCGAUAUCUGCGGCACAACGCUGAUGAACGUCGGUCUGCUCUUCACGCCCGUCAGCAUCUAUCAGAUGACAAGAGGCGCGCUGGUCUUGUGGGUCGGUGUGUUUUCGGUAGCCUUUUUGAGGAGACAUCUGCAUCUGUUUCAGUGGCUUAGUCUUGUCACUGUCAUGAUGGGCGUUUCGGUGGUGGGGUUGUCCGGGACGGUGUUCAAGUCGCCUGAAGCGACGGGUGCUUUGGAUGGGGACGAGGAUGACGAACUUACCGAAUCGGCCCAAGCGCUACUCGGUGUGUUUCUCAUUCUCUUCGCUCAGCUGUUUACAGCAUCGCAGUUUGUGCUGGAGGAGAAGAUCAUGUCGAGGUACUCCGUUGAACCUUUACUGGCCGUUGGAUACGAAGGCGUGUUUGGCAGCAUUACGACUCUCAUCGCCAUGCCUCUGCUGCACUACUUUAUCGGUUCGACGGAGGAAGGUCGCGGAGGGUAUUUCGACAUGUCUGCUGGCUUCUACCAGAUCAUGACCGUCCCCGCCGUGCUCAUUUCUUCCAUUGCGAUCUGCUUCACCAUUGCCUUCUUCAACUUCUUCGGUCUCUCCGUGACACGCAACGUCUCGGCUACGGCGAGAAGCACCAUCGACACGUGCAGAACGUUGGGUAUCUGGAUCGUCAGUCUGACCCUGGGUUGGGAGACGUUUAGGUUGCAAUCGGGUAGUCUGCAGGUGUUGGGUUUCGUGCUGUUGGUGUACGGCACGUUCUUGUUCAACGGCAUCGUCAGGCCUCCCGCGUGGUGCGAUCCGUAUAGAGGUAGGGGAAGGUACAGCAGGGUGGCACGGAAUGGGGAUGAGACAGAUGACGAGUCGAGAGCAUGA